AAUUGCACAAAUAAUAGGCCCAUAGGCCUAUUACAGCUGUCUUUUUUUUGUUAGUUCUUUAAUUUCCUUAGUUUUUAUUUUUCAUAUUUCUUCGCCCCGGCCCCCAUGCCUAUAUAUCCCCAUCGCUUUACGGUAUUUACAGCGGUGGGCUAAAUUUUAUUUCUAGAAAGAUUUCAAUUACAUAAAAAAAAAAAUCCAAAAUGCUCUUUUUUUAUGUAAUUGAAAUCUAGCUAGCUUAUCAGCUGUACCGUAUAUACUGGCGCGCGCGCGCUUGCCGCGCACUUCCGGUAUACCGUAACACCGUGUUUAUACUUGUACUUCGAAGCUUCGCGUCGGAUUUGUCAAAGGCAAAGCAAGAUUGAAACAAGUGACGAAUCAAGGAGACGCUUGGAUUUAGUUGGAUUACAAGUACCUCUUUCAACAAUCGGCAAGAGAGAGUGAAGCAAAGUUUUCUGUCUGGAUUGGCAUACAGAUUUUAUAUUUUAGGAUUUACUAGUAACCUUCCAUUAUGGAAUAUUAUUUUUACAUAUUGGUUGUAGUAGCCCUGUUCCUAAAGCUUGGGCUUUAUUUCUGCUGGUAUCACAUGCGACGUCGUGCUGCUCUAGCCAGGGAGGUUCACAUCGUAAUGCCAGAUGGGACGACGAGACGAGCAGUGGUAACAGGUCGCUCAACACGAGGUAGAAAUAGACAGGAAGAUAGACAGAUCCUAGCCCAUGCCGACACCCUUCAACACAGUGAGAAUCAAGGUUUUGAAGAGCGACCAGCAUACCCCCAUGUUAUGACUGGUAACAGUCCAGUAGGGGCAUUCCCUGAGCCACCCCCUUACCCUGGUAUCAUAGGGGGAAUGGAACAAGGUAGUGAAUGGAAGCUACCUAAAUAUGAGGAUCUACCUCCACCGUACGUUAACUCCACCCCUACUGAAACAGGUUGCAGUGCCUCAGAAACCACAGUGCCUCUGCCAUCAUCACCACCACCACCAUCAAUAUCAGCAGAUACCACUCAGUCUAGUUAUACUUUACCCGGACCACCCCUCUACACAGUAUCAGCCACGCCCACUACAGGUGAACAGCCAGUGCAACAGACAGUAAAUACGUCCAUACCAUCACCGGAAUAUCGCAACUCAUGAAUAGAAUAAUAUAUGUUAUCUUUGAAUUUUAUUUCUCUUUCUUUAUUCCGUCUUUUGGCUUUUUAAUGGUGUCUGUCCAUGAUCUGUCUCUUGAUGAAGUUUGGAUCAGGGAUCCAAAUUGAAGUGAGAAUUUGUUUUUUUCAGUACAUCCCAACCCUCAAAGAUACUAUACAUGUAGGUGUGGAAUGAGGGUUAAACCUGUACAAGUUGAUAAUUUCCUUUGCCUCUGGUAGGCAAAUAGCUACACGAUGUCUGAUUUGAAAUGCCAUCGCAUAGGUUUUGAUAUCCAAUUGUGUGAAAAUAAUUGUGCAUUCCACUGUUGAAAGAUAUAUUCCGAAUAAAGAAAAUUGGAGAAUGAUGGUAAUUGCUCUAUACAGGGUUUCAAAGCCAAAGAUUUGGCAUUACCCAAUACAUGUACAUACAGCAGCCUGGAUUAUAAGUACACAGAACUCAUCAUCAUCUAUGUUAGCAAUGAUCCCCUUUCUGGUGUACUGCUCUUUUGAUGUAGUAUGAUAAUCUAAUUGUAAUUUCCUUUACUUUGCAGUAUCAUAAAAGAACUCUUAUCCAGCACAGUUAAAUACAUUGUGUAUGACAGCUGUGUUGUACAAAUUUAUGCUUUAAUAUAAAUAUUUGCACAAUUCAGAUAUUGGUCAUGGUAUUGAAAAGUACCUCAAAGUGAGUAGACCUAUAUAUAUCUUGUCCCAUGUAUUUGUUUCUUAUUAACGACUUUCAUCAGCAGAUACUGUAUACAGAAUAAUAUACCCAAUCUCUGUCAUCCCUUCAAGUUUAAUGUAUUAGCAUAAAUGCUAUGUGAAAACAAGUUAUUUUUGAAAUCUAUAAAUAUGUUUAUUAUUUUAUGUAUGUUGUCUCUGGCAUAUAAAGUUUAGCAGGAUACUUGGUAGCGAAACUCGCCUCUUGACCACUGGAACUUGAUUUCCAAAUUUCGUGGGUGUUUUGUUUUCUUUUUACAUUUAAAAGUGUAAUGUUGAAUAAGUAAGAUUUUUCUUGCAUAAUUUUCGUCAACUGAGCAUGAAAAAUAAAUCAGGACUUCAAUUUUCUUGAUCUAUAUAUUAUCAAUUGUCAAGUACUGUUAUCUUUCUUUCUUUGAAUUGCAGCUUUCCUCACUUUUUUAAAUCUCAAUUUGGUAUUUGAGCUAUUAUAUUUUCCAUAAGCUUUCAAGUGAUAAUUACACAACUCCCAUCAUGCAAUGCUAUACUUCUGUAAAAGUCAGUAAGAAAAGAAAGAAAGAAGCAGCACAAUUUUAUGUUACAACUCAUACAAAAUGCAUACAUCUUGUUAAUGUGUACAUGUAUAUUCAUGAUGAAGCAUUAAAAGUAAAAUGCCAUUUUGGUACGAUUGAAUACAAGCCAUUUCUCUUCAUCACGACAAUAAGAGUUAUAUGCCUUUUAUUGCAAAAUAAUUUUGGAACAGUGUUUAACGAUAUGCAGCAAUAUUGGAUAUUAUACUUUAAUUAUUUUGUGUGUUUUGGUAGAAAUCAGUGUGAUUAAAAAAGGACAAAUUGUCAGCAUUAUCAAAUUCGUCAGCAUUAUCAAAUUCCCAUAUAAUUAUUAUCAGUAGGUUUCUUCACUUCUACAUGUAGUUGUGUAUGCACUACAUCUCUCUCUAGAUUAAUGGUAUAAAUUAAAGAAUUAGGUGUGUAAAUAUCAAGUUUAUCAUCUAAUUAUUCUCUUUCCUUUCUUCUUUUAUAGUAUAUUGCUUAAGUUGUACUAACAGUAACAUAUUUGAAAAUUGUGUUUUUGAAUUAUUGAUAUAUUUUAUUUGUGCAUUAUUUUACAGUAGAACUUUUAAUUUCCCCUGGUUUCUGUGUUCCUUUUUUUCUAUUCUACACUUUAAUAUCAACACUAGUUCGUUGGCUGUUAUGAUUCUUAUUAUAUAUAGAUUUAUAUACUUUUCAAAGGACAAGAUGUAAUUUUUUAAAAUUUCUUGUAUAUGUACAUAUCAUGGUAAAUAAUGUGCCACUUGUGGUAAUGAAUUUAUGUGUAUAAAUAAUGUACAUGAUACAUGUAUGUAUUAAUUGAAUGGUUAUACCCUUCAUCUUGUUUUUUCUGUUCACAAACUGUAUGAGAGUGUUGUUCGAUGAGCAUUUUGGGGAAAAGUGCCAGUGUAUGUAAUACUUUAAUUUUUCCAAAUUGAAUUCCAUUCAUACAGUAUUGUACAUACAAUACGGAUAUCAUGGUGUGCCGAAGCUGCACAAGUAAAAAACACUUGGGCCCGUAUUCUGAAGUCAGGUUUAACUUAAACCAUGGUUUAAGUCUGCUAAAAUUAUGGGGAGCCAAACAUUUUAACAUUCUGUUUAUGUUGUAUAUUUCUUAUGUUUACAAUUUUGUUUCCUUUUGCUUUUAAAUGAUGAAAAAUACUUCAGUCAUCAUUCCCAGACAAUAUGGGUGUCAUAUGAAUUGAUAUUUAAAUUGGAUGUGUACUGUUAGGGAUUUGUGCCCCAACUGGCUCUCCAUAGUUAAACCACAACUUUAAACCAGGGUUUUAUUUAAACCCGAGUUUAGAAUACAGGCCAGUCUUUUAGUAUUUUGCAAUAUGCUGGUACAUUUUCAUCAUUAAAGGUCAAGUCCACCCCAGAAAAAUGAUGAUUUGAAUAAAUAGAGAAAAAUCCAACUAGCAAAAUGCUAAAAAUUUCAUCAAAAUCUGUUGUAAAAUAAGAAAGUUAUUACAUUUUAAAGUUUCGCUUAUUUUUCACGAAACAGUUAUAUGCACAUCUCAGUGACAUGCAAAUGAGAUAGGCGAUGAUGUGCAUCACUCACUAUUUCUUUUGUUUUUUAUUGUUUUAAUUAUACAAUAUUUCAUUUUUUACAGAUUUUACAAUAAGGACCAACUUGACUGAACCAUUUAGUACUAAAACAAUGCUAAUUCGACAUGUUCAGAGAGGAAUUAAUAUUUUCACUUGACAAUGAGGAGAAAAUUAUAAUAUUUCAUAUUUCAUAUAAUGAAAUACAAAAGAAAUAGUGAGUGGAUGACGUCAUCAGUCUCUUCAUUUGCAUACUGACCAGGAUGUGCAUAUAACUGUUUUUUUUAAUUAAGCGAAAAUUUAAAAUGUCAUAACUUUCUUAUUUUACAUCCGAUUUUGAUGAAAUUUUCAGUGACAUGCUUGUUCAAUUUUUCUCUUUUUAUUCAAAUCAACUAAUGGUUGGGGUGGACUUGUCCUUUAAUGACUGGUUUUAGUACCAACAUACAUGUAAUUCAUGUAAAUAAAAUUAUCAAAAAUCUAUCAUUAGUCAUUCUAUAGCCACCAGUAUAAUGUAAUUAUUAACUUCUACAAAUGCAUCCAUCCUGGUGCUUGUGGUUAGCAUUACAACAUUAAUGUGCAUUCAACAGUAAUUGCUACAGUAUAAAUGUUAUUACUCUUCUCGUUGAAUUAUUCCUGUAAUGAGAAGCACAAUAAAAGAUAUAUAUUUUUUUAUAUUUCUUGUUUAACUUUAAGAUAAGAGUUUGGAGUAAACACAUUUAUUGAUAC
Molecule: messenger RNA, 4613 nt
Organism: Lytechinus pictus (painted urchin)
Lineage: Eukaryota; Metazoa; Echinodermata; Echinoidea; Temnopleuroida; Toxopneustidae
Exons: 5
Coding region: 509-1126 (205 amino acids)
Source: RefSeq, a predicted model, not a curated record